Molecule: messenger RNA, 681 nt
Organism: Serendipita indica DSM 11827
Lineage: Eukaryota; Fungi; Basidiomycota; Agaricomycetes; Sebacinales; Serendipitaceae
Source: the annotation of a GenBank genome assembly
AUGAGCGCCUUUGCCUGGUUCACAGAGACAUACAACCCGUUCCCUUCGUUCCACUAUGCAGGAUCACUGCGUCCAGUCUAUCCCCUUUCCCCACGAAGGAUAAUCCCAGAGGGCAUCGCAAAACCGGAAUGGGCCGACACGACCCAAGGUAUUCCUCAUCAAGAGCAGACAAGAGCAGCUCAGACAAUCAAGAUCCUCUCGCCCAAAGAGCAAGAUAUUAUGCGCGAAGUGUGUGGGCUUGGAAGGGAAAUAUUGGAUAUUACUGCCGCUGCUGUCAAGCCUGGUGUGACCACGGACGAACUGGAUGCCAUCUGCCACAAGGCGACGAUUGACAGGAAUGCGUACCCAUCUCCCCUCAACUAUAGGCGUUUCCCGAAGUCUUUGUGCACAUCCGUGAAUGAGGUCAUCUGCCAUGGCAUACCAGACGGUCGAAAGUUGGAGGAGGGUGAUAUCAUCAAUUUGGAUGUAUCGCUGUACUAUAAAGGAUUUCACGCAGACCUCAAUGCCACCUACCCAGUUGGGCAGAUUGAUGAAGACUCUCAGCGCUUGAUACGCACGACGAGAGAGGCGCUGGACGCUGCGAUCGCGAUGUGUAAGCCAGGGGCCUUAUUCAGAGAUAUUGGGAAUACGAUGUGGGUGAUUUCCACUAAACGUACGGGCCCGCCGAUGCCGGCGCGCUAA